AUGGCAAAUUGUGACUUUCAAAAGCCCGGCCCCUUACUUUUGGAUGGAAAUGUCAAAGAGAAUUGGCGCAAAUUUAAUAACAUGUGGAAAAUAUAUACGGUGGCUACAAAAACGAACACGGAAAGUGAGGCUAUCCAGACAGCUAGAUUUUUAUCAUGUGCUGGAGAAAAGGCCAUUGAAAUAUUUCAAACACUUCCUUUAGCUGAAUCUAAUAAAACUAAAAUUAAUGAAGUAAUAGAAGCGUUUGAAGCGUAUUGCAUGCCAAGGAGCAACGUGGUCUACGAGCGAUAUAUAUUUUUCUCACGAAACCAAAAAGAAGGAGAGCCAUUCGAACAGUUUUUAUCUGAUAUCAUUAAAUUGGCAGAAAGCUGUGAUUUUGAUUGCCAAAAGGAGGACAUGAUCAGAGAUCGAAUCGUCAUGGGUAUUGCAGAGCAAAACAUUCGAUUGCAACUUUUGAAGACAGACAACCUGGACCUGACUAAAGCCAAGGAGCUUUGUCGCGUGGCGGAGCAAGCAAGUAUGCAAGCUCAACAGAUAUUUCCAAAUAAUGUGACGAAGAGGAGAGACCACCUAACUAGCGAAGAACAAAGACCUUCGAGUUCGGGAAAAAAUAUAAACAUUAUUGGAUGCGACAAGUGUAAAAGAAAUCAUAUUCCAAAUCGCUGUCCAGCAUUUGGACAAAGAUGUUUAAGAUGUGGCAAGUACAAUCAUUUUGCCUUAGCAUGUAGAUUUAAGAGUGUAAAUGACAUUAACAGUAACGAAAUUACUCAUGAAGAUGAUGAGGAUGACUCAUAUAUUGAUUCGGUUGAGGUGGUCGGUUUUAGUUCAGUUGGUGACAUUUACUCGAUAAAUCAGGUUCGACAAAGUUGCAGGAGUUGGUAUGAAAAUAUCGCGGUAGAAAAUAGUUUGAUUAAAUUUAAAUUGGACAGUGGGGCUGAUGUUAACGUUAUACCACUAAAAGAAGUUCAAAAGUUGAAUUUAGAACAUAAAAUAAGACAGGUAAGAACAAAAUUAGAGGCAUAUGGUGGUUCUUAUAUUCCUACAAAGGGUUUAGUUAGUCUUCAAGUUCAGUAUAAAAAUAAAAUUGUUGAUGCAGAUUUCAUGGUAGUUGGUUGUGAUUCAAAACCAUUGUUAGGGCUUAGUUCAUGUGUGGACUUAGGGUUGAUUCAAAGAGUAAAUGAGGUUAGCAACAUUGGUGAAUUUAUUCAUAAAAAUAAUGACGUUUUUUCGGGCGAUGGACGAUUCCCAGAUAAAUGCUCAUUAGAAUUGAAACCAGAUAGUUAUUCUGUGAGUAAGCCACCGAGGCGAAUACCAAUAGGCAUAAGGCAAAAAGUUAGAGAAGCACUAGAGACCAUGGAAUGUCGUGGAAUAAUCAGUAAGCGUGAUCAACCUUCAGCAUGGUCACACCAGCUAGUAGUUGUUGAGAAGGCUAAUGGAUCCUUGAGAUUAUGUCUUGACCCAAGUGCCCUUAACAUGAACUUGAAAGACGAGCACUUCAUAAUUCCUACACUGGAUGAUUUUUGUGACGCAAUGCGGGAGCUUAAUUUACCUGGCACAUUUGUUUACAUUGAUGAUGUCAUCGUUGGAGGAAAAACUAAAAAAGAGCAUGAUGAAAAUGUUGAGAGAGUAUUAAAAAGAGCUCGUGAAGUAAACGUUAAAUUUAAUAGAGAUAAACUGCAGCUUUGCGUAAAUAAGGUUAGAUAUUUGGGUCAUGUUUUUACUGGUGAUACAAUUUGUCCAGAUCCAAGUCGAGUUGAAGCUAUUAUAAACCUAAAAGAACCACAAGACAGAAAACAAUUAGAAAGUGUUAUGGGGAAUUGUUGA
Messenger RNA from Eupeodes corollae, 1824 nucleotides. RefSeq lists its product as uncharacterized. The record is from RefSeq and is a predicted model, not a curated record. The transcript is spliced from 4 exons. Bases 1 to 1824 code for a protein of 607 amino acids. Lineage: Eukaryota; Metazoa; Arthropoda; Insecta; Diptera; Syrphidae.